Molecule: messenger RNA, 2343 nt
Organism: Protopterus annectens (West African lungfish)
Lineage: Eukaryota; Metazoa; Chordata; Ceratodontiformes; Protopteridae
Gene: IRX2
Product: iroquois homeobox 2
Exons: 4
Coding region: 307-1902 (531 amino acids)
Biological process (GO): regulation of transcription by RNA polymerase II; cell development; neuron differentiation
Cellular component (GO): nucleus
Molecular function (GO): RNA polymerase II cis-regulatory region sequence-specific DNA binding; DNA-binding transcription factor activity, RNA polymerase II-specific
Source: RefSeq, a predicted model, not a curated record
CUGCUGCUGAGAAAGUGGCGCGCCGCUCGGCUCCGCUCCUCAGUGCCGCCUAGUCCCGAGAAAAGCCCUAUAGGCGCCGGUGGGGGGAGGCAAUCAACUCCGUUCUUUUUUAACAGUGACAUUUACCCACCGACACGGCUGUGUGCAGCUCCUCCACCCUGAUGCAGCCCACACUGUAAAGACAAGAUUGUCCCUACUGCCCGCUUUAGGCAGGUUUUAAGGGCUUGUCUGGGCAGUGUCAGUCCGUUUCUCCUGUAAGCGGCACUGUCUCGGCUUUGGGGGGGUGGGCUGCCUGUCGGCGGCACCAUGUCCUACCCUCAGGGUUACCUGUACCAGCACCCCAGCUCGUUAGCUCUCUAUCAGUGUCCAGCUGCUGCUGCUGCGUAUGCCGCCUCCAGGAGUGAAGAAUUGGUUGGCAGCCGGACGGCAGGGACCGGUAGUGGCGGGUCCGCAUUCAGUCCUUACCCAGGGUCUGCAGCGUUCACCUCGUCCAGUGCUGCCGCUAGCUUUGGAAGCCCUCUGCAUUACUCGAGCGACCCAGCUACCAAUGGAUUCCCAUCCUAUAUGGCUUCACCUUACGAUGCUCACACGGCAAGCAUGGCAGGUGCCAUCAGCUACCACCCUUAUGGAAGUCCUGCAUAUUCUUACCAGCUUAAUGAUCCAGCUUAUAGGAAGAACGCUACUCGAGAUGCCACAGCAACCUUGAAAGCCUGGCUGCAGGAACACCGCAAAAACCCAUAUCCCACGAAGGGCGAAAAGAUCAUGCUGGCUAUCAUUACCAAAAUGACUCUGACCCAGGUAUCCACAUGGUUUGCAAAUGCCAGGAGAAGGCUAAAGAAGGAAAAUAAAAUGACCUGGGCCCCUCGAAACAAGAGCGAAGACGAGGAAGAAGAUGAGGUGGAUGGGGAUAGAAGUAAAGAGGAAAGUUCAGGAAAAAAUGAGGAGGGCAAUGACACUUCUGCAGACGAUGAAGGUAUUAGCUUGCACGUUGAUACUCUGACUGACCAUUCAUGCUCUGCGGAAUCCGAUGGGGAAAAACUGAGCUGUCGUCCCGGGGAUGGAUUUUGUGAAUCUGGCUCGGAAACUAGAGACCGAUGUGGGGACGAUGUAAAUGAUACUGACCAAGAAGAGAGAGAACAGCCCCUCAAAUCUGUCACUUCUUCUCCCUUGAAUGGCACAGAGGUCCCUAUCCACAAUCACAAACAAACAGAUGCGUCAAGGGACUGCAGAAUUAAAACGACAUUGGACAGCAGAAGCACCAUAAACAGUCAAACACAAAAUGUUAAGCCCAAGCUUUGGUCUCUUGCAGAAAUUGCUACUUCAGACCUCAAACAACAAAACCUCCAUGGCCAGAACUGUCCCGCGGUUACGGUGUUGUCUUCAUCUUCCUCCAGUUCAUCUUCGUCCUCCACAACUCCGUCUCCAACCUCCAGCAGUAGUUCACCAUACCCAGCAGCAGCAGCCUCUACCUUCCUGGCCAGACCAAUCUAUUACACCUCACCAUUUUACGCAAAUUACACUACUUAUGGAAAUUUAAAUGCCCUGCACCAGGCACAAGGCAUCUUGAGAUCUUACAACUCGUCAGCAGCAGGGACAGAGGGCCUCAGUCCCCACAGUGUACUCAGUGCUGCAGUAUCGCACCUUCAUAGGCCGAACAGUGACUCGAGUCUCAAAGGCCUGAGCGCUGGCCAGCUGGAACAACAACUCUUCAGGCCCUGCACUACAACUCAUGAGUCCAAAAAAGGUAGGUGUCACAAUUGCUUUGAAAAAUCUGCAAGCCAUCCUCUUUCCCACAGCUAUUACUCCUAUUAUAAAACAGGUCUGGAGUUCUGGAACACAUAUCGUGCCACUGUAGAAAAGAAGACUCACAGAAAAUGGCCACUUAACUUUGUUGUCCAGUAAUUCAAAUACGCAGACCUUGUUUUUACUAUCUAUGCUUUUCCUGAAUUUAAAUAGUCUGCACAGAUGUACACACCAUUUUGGCAAGCAAUCAGUCUACUCAGGAUUUCUUGACUUGAUCACUUCAUUGCCACGGUAUAGACGUGUGAUGGUAUUGUAAAAUGUAUUUGUAAGAAAUGUAUACACCAGACGAAACGUGUAUGUGAUUGAAGAACUUGAGAACCAGAAAUGCUGACAAGAGACCUUUGAUAUUUAUUUUUGUAAUGAUAUCUAAAGCUUCUAGUAAUUUAUGCAAGUUGUAUUGCAAUGAAAACGAAACAUGUUUUGUAAAUAAUACCUGCCUGGUUUUUAUUUGAAAUGUUGACUAUAAAUCUUUGUUGGUUGUUAAUAAGAAUUCUUUACUAAUUUAUACCUACUUGUAAAUAAAACAGACUAGUCUGAGAA